AUGUCUACCGCAAAGGAAGCUGAUGAGCUGAAGCAGCAGGGUCUCGUAGAGGCUGCUGCAGACCCUCAAACCAAUGUCACCGCAGACGAUGCCCAAAAAAAGAUUGUAGAGGCCUCGAGGAAUGCUGGUGUCGCUGCUUUCACAUUCGAUCCUGAUGCAAGCCCGGAGCAGAAGAAAGCUCAAGCCAAUGCCGCCAUCCCGCCCGAACUUCAGCAAAGUAGAAGACCCAAGGGUGCCGCAAUUAUCACCGACGUCGAUGACGGCACCGGCCCUAUCGAAGAUCUGCCAGAACCAAGCAAAGAAGGGGUCUUGGAUGUUGCCCGCGACGAGCAGGGCAAGCCGCUCGCGGAUGGCACUGACCCCAAAGCCGAAGAAGCCCCCUUCUCGCGGACAGGAUGGGCUCCUCGACUAGGAUGGCCAAUUGACGAUGCUACCGAACAGGAGAGUCUCCUCGAUCACGCGACAUGGGUCGAGGGACAGCUUCCAGAUACCCUCUAUGGUGAUUGGUACCACAACACGGGCGUUAUCAUUUUUGCUUGCAUCUCCUCCUGGCUCGUUGCUGUCUUUGGCGGGGGCCUCGGCUGGAUCAUCAUCGUUAUGGCCUUUUGCUCGACCUACUACCGAACGUCCCUGCGACGAGUGCGACGUAAUUUCCGAGACGACAUAACCCGCGAGAUGGCUCUUAAAAAGCUCGAGAACGACAACGAGUCCCUCGAAUGGAUCAAUUCAUUCAUGGUCAAAUUCUGGCCCAUUUAUCAGCCCGUUCUUGCUCAGACCAUCAUCAAUUCAGUCGAUCAAGUUUUGAGCUCUGCUACCCCCUCAUUCUUGGACAGUCUCAAGCUCAAGACCUUUACUCUGGGCAGCAAGCCUCCUCGUAUGGAACACGUCAAAACCUACCCCAAGACUGAGGAUGACAUUGUUAUGAUGGACUGGAAGUUCAGUUUCACGCCCAACGACACCGCCGAUAUGACUUCGCGCCAGCUUUCAAGCAAGAUCAAUCCCAAGGUUGUCCUCGAGAUCCGCAUUGGCAAGGCCAUGAUCAGCAAGGGUCUCGACGUCAUCGUCGAGGAUAUGGCUUUCUCCGGUAUCAUGCGCCUCAAGAUCAAGCUGCAAAUUCCCUUCCCUCACAUUGACCGUGUUGAAAUGUGCUUCCUGGAGCGACCAACAAUCGACUACGUCUGCAAGCCCCUCGGCGGUGAUAACUUCGGUUUCGAUAUCAACUUCAUUCCUGGUCUCGAGAAGUUCAUCCUGGAACAGAUUCAUGGCAACUUGGCCCCGAUGAUGUACGCACCCAAGGUCUUCCCCAUUGAGGUCGCGAAGAUGCUGGCUGGCUCUCCCGUUGACCAGGCUAUCGGUGUCGUGGCAGUGACUCUCCAUGGUGCUCAGGGUCUAAAGAACACCGACAACUUUGGUGGAACCGUUGAUCCUUACGCCUGCUUGAGCCUGAACCGACGCCAGGAGCUUGCCCGAACUAAAGUUGUUCAUGACAAUUCCAACCCCAGGUGGAACGAAACCCACUACAUCAUUGUUACCUCAUUCAACGACUCGCUGGACAUGCAAAUAUUCGACCACAAUGAUUUCCGCAAGUCAAAAGAACUGGGCGUUGCUUCUUUUCCUCUGGAAAGCGUCGAGGAGCUCAAUGUACAUGAAAAUCAGCGGUUGGAGGUCAUCUCUGAUGGCAAGGCUCGUGGUGUUGUUUCGUGUGACGUUCGCUUCUUUCCUGUCCUUGAAACCAUCAAGAACGCUGAGGGACAAGAUGAACCUCCACCUCCAUCCAACCAAGGUAUCCUUCGAUUUACUGUGGAACAGGCCAAGGAUCUGGAUGGUACCAAGAGCCUUGUAGGAUCGCUCAACCCUUACGCGGUUAUGUUCUUAAAUGGUAAAGAAGUCCACCAAACCAAGAAGUUGAAGCGUACCAACAACCCUAUCUGGGACAAUGGGUCUAAGGAGAUUCUAAUCACGGACCGGAAAAAGGCUAAGCUUGGUCUUACAAUCAAGGAUGACCGUGAUCUCGCUGGAGACCAAGUCCUCGGAAAGUACCAGAUCAAGCUUGAUGAGAUGCUUGAAUGUAUGGAACAAGGUAAAGAAUGGUAUAACCUGCAUGGGGCUCAGACUGGUCGUGUCAAGAUGAUGGCACAGUGGAGACCCGUCGCUAUCUCUGGCGUGGCCAGCACUGGUGGCUAUGUCACGCCCAUCGGUGUGAUGCGUCUCCAUUUCAAGAAGGCUACUGAUCUACGAAACUUUGAGGCAUUCGGCAAAUCGGAUCCCUACACCCGAAUUCUGCUCUCUGGUAUUGAAAAAGCAAGGACUGUCACCUUCCGCAAUGAUCUCAAUCCUGAAUGGGACGAGGUACUUUACGUGCCCAUCCAUUCUGCUCGCGAUAGACUUGCUUUGGAAGUAAUGGAUACAGAAAAGGUUGGCAAGGACCGUAGUCUGGGAAUGGUCGAAGUCUUUGCCGCCGACUAUGUCGCACAGGACGAGACUGGGGAGUACCUUGUCAACGACAAGAAACAGCUCCGCGAGGAUGGUCUGCGUCUGCAUGGCAAGGGUAUCGCCAAAGGAGUUCUGCAUUACACUGUUGCCUUUUACCCCUGUCUCAAUGUCGCUGAUCCUGAGGACGAAGAUGAAGAGGAGAAAGAAAAGGAAAAGGAGAAGGAGAAGGAUUCAGAGAAGGACAAGGAUUCCUCCUCCGGUAAAGAACAAUCACCCAACCCGCAGAGAUCCAGCGAAGCUGGUAAAUUCAACGCCAGCCUGGAUAAGCCAAAGGAGAACCAAUUGGAACCGCCCACGCCCACAACUGUUGGACGCCCCUCGAUCGAGGCGCCCAAGGGUCCCCGUAAAAUCCGAUUGUCUCCUGAGGAGCUUCUCAGGUAUGAGAGUGGCCUGCUCAUCUUCAGACUCAUGGAGGCAGAGAUGCCAGAAAGCCAUGGACUGCUGGAGGUUCUUGUAGACGAUAUGGCAUACCCGUCCUACGUCUCGUCAACUGCUCGCAGCAAGCAUCACAAGUUUGAGGAGAUUGGAGAUUGCUUCAUUCGUGAGCUUGACUUCUCCCGACUGACACUUCGGGCUCGCAAGAAGGGUGAUGACCAAGAUGAUCUCAUGGCCUCGUUGGCUGGCAACACCCUGGAAACUCUCAAGCAGUGCCUGAAUAACCCGACAACUCUGAAACUCAAGAGCGAAGAUGGACGCCCCGCGAGUGUUAAGGUCAGCUUGAAGUACAUCCCGGUUAAGAUGCAGCUUGACCCGAGCGAGAGUAUCAAUAACAUGGGUACACUACGCAUUGAUGUUCUCGAUGCUACUGACCUUCCCUCAGCUGAUCGCAAUGGCAAGAGUGAUCCUUACUGUAAAUUCGAGCUCAAUGGCCAGGAGAUCCACAAGACCAAGGUUAUAAAGAAGACUCUGAAUCCCACAUGGAAUGAAUACUUUGAGGUCAACGUGCCUUCGAGGACUGCAGCACAAUUCAAACUCUCGGUGUGGGAUUACGACUUUGCAGACAAACCCGACUUCUUGGGUGCUGCCGACAUCAAUCUCGAGUCUCUGGAUCCUUUCAAGCCAUCAGAGACCAAGUACAUACUUGAUGGCAAAUCGGGAAGCGUACGCAUCCGACUCCUGUUCCGACCCAGCUAUGUCCAGCGAUCACGACAGGGCACAUCCACUUUUGGCAACACUUUCUCGUCUACUCCUGGUCGUAUCGUCACUGGUGUUGCCGGAGCACCGCUCAAGGGUGGUGUUGCAGUCGCGGGAGUUGUUGGUCACGGCGUUGGUAGGGGAGCUUCGUUCCUCCGCCGUGGCAUCUUUAACAAAAAGGACAAUGGGGACAUCAUCGAAGAAGAUGGUGAGGCGUUCGAACCUCAAGGCCUGAGCUCUAAUGGUACCGCAAGCACCAAUGGUGGGCUCCGCCGGUCACCUGCCAUCAACGAAGAGGGCGCAUCACCUGGUACUCGACCUUCUACAAGCAACGGCCAUGUUCGGGCAAAGAGCAUUGGACAGUCAUCAGUCCACAGCGCUAAUCCCGGAGCCGCACCAGCAGGCACUGCUUCCUUUACUGUGGUUGAAGCCACAGGAUUCCCUCCUGCAUCGGAUCUGUAUAUCGUCAUCACGCAGAUCAACCCCAAGGAGAAGACAGUGGGCAAGACCAAGCACUUCAAGUCUACGAAUGGUCAGUGGGCCUUUGGCGAUACAUUCAAAUUUCCAUGCUCGCCCGACGCACAGUUCAAGAUCGAAGCGAAGGGACAGCACACUUUCAGCAGUGACGAUGAUCUGGGCGAGCAUGUUUACUUUGUGGACGAGUCAGGCUCAUCUGCCGCCAAGGAGCUCACAGUUGGCAGUGGAACAGUGACACUGAAGAGCAGUUUCCAACCAACAGAGUCUAACCUGGUUCCCGAUAGUCCCAAAGCCCACCUUCGCCGAAGCUUCAUGAGCAAGCGGGAUGGGCGAACCAGUCGGGAAGUGACGCCAAACCCUUAA
This is a messenger RNA of Fusarium tjaetaba, 4467 nucleotides long. RefSeq lists its product as uncharacterized. The record is from RefSeq and is a predicted model, not a curated record. Lineage: Eukaryota; Fungi; Ascomycota; Sordariomycetes; Hypocreales; Nectriaceae. Gene Ontology annotation, molecular function: lipid binding. The transcript has 4 exons. The coding region runs from base 1 to 4467 and encodes 1488 amino acids.